Cydia strobilella is the source of this 903-nucleotide messenger RNA. RefSeq lists its product as uncharacterized. The coding region runs from base 122 to 628 and encodes 168 amino acids. The transcript is spliced from 2 exons. The record is from RefSeq and is a predicted model, not a curated record. Lineage: Eukaryota; Metazoa; Arthropoda; Insecta; Lepidoptera; Tortricidae.
AACAAUAUUUUAUUUUUUGACAGGUGAAUUAGACUCCAAUUUAGAAAUAGAAGUACUUGCCCAAUACGAGGAUCAAUUAGUGGAACAACUAGAAGAACUGGAACCAGAAGAAAUAGUGGAAAUGGAUGAAGAUAGCGAAGAUGUCGCUCUAUUCGUGCAAUCUCGCAAAGGACACACGAUACUUCAAUAUGGCGGCCAUAGAUACAGAAAGGCGUACAGGUCCAAGCAUGGCAUUAGAUGGAACUGUUCCACAGACAAAGGAUGCCCGGCGUUCCUUUAUCUGAAUGACAAUGAUGAAAUCAUCAUGUCCAACAAGAUUCACCAGCACAGCCUCCCGUUCAAUGAGAAUAUUGACACGGAUCAAACUGAUACUGCAGUCGUCAUCACAUCUCGUAAAGGCAAGGAGAUGUUACUCUUCCGCCAAUACACCUACCGUCGGCAGUAUACCAAACCCAACAGAACACGAUGGGUCUGUUCCACGCUCAAGAACUGCAGGGCUUGUGUCUUCACAGAUGACGAUAACUUCAUCACUUCAGCUUUUGAAGAGCACUGCCAUAAUCCGCCUAAAUAUUACCUUAAACCGGAUCAUGUUCUAGGAGCUAUUAGGGAACCGUUUGUUGAUAGCUAGAUAUAAACAUAUGUUACUGGGAAGACCGUCAUAGGGCAUGAACUCUCGUAUUUAUAUACUUACGUCGCUCAAACGGAAAGAAAGUGCUUUACUCCUGGAGCUCGUUUCUCAACAGCUUGUAGGUUGUAAUACAAGUGGAAGUCCGUUUCUAACAGAAGCUGUCAAAAAGUGACAUCCGCUUGUAUUAAAAGUUACAAGCUUUUGAGAAACGGGCCCCUGCUUUACCGACCUUCUGUAAGUAAACAGUCAUAAAGAAAGAGCUUCACUCCUGGGGC